CUGCACGUCCAAGAGGCCUCCGGCAACCACCUGAGCACCGAACCGAGCCAACCCACCACCAGCGUGGACCUCGAUUUUUUGGAAGAUGACAUCCUGGGCUCGCCGGCCAGCGCCGGGGCGAACUUGCCCAACUCGGAACAACCCUGUGACAUCCUCCAGCAGAGCCUUCAAGAGGCCAAUAUCACCGAGCAGACUCUGGAGGCCGAGGCCGAGCUGGAUCUGGGUUCUUUCCAGUUGCCCACCCUUCAGCCCGUGGUGCAGGCGGGCUCUGAUGGCGCCCCGCAGAUUUUUUCCGGCGGCGCCGACCUGAUCGGUUUGCAGCAACCCGCCGUCUUGACCCACCAGGCCUUGGUGCAGCAGUCGGUGGGCGCCGAGGUGGUCAACAAAGCCAUCAGCGUUCAACCGUUCCUUCAACAAGUUGGGUUGGGCAACGUCACCAUCCAACCCAUCUCCAAUCUUCAGGGUUUGCCCAACGGUAGCCCCGGCGGGACGCUGGGUAUAGGACCUAUCCAAGUGGUUGGCCAACAAGUGAUGGCCAUCAACCAACCGGCCCAACAGAUCAUCGCCAAGCAGGUUCAACCCUCGGGCGUGGCCACCAUGCCAGUGGGCAGCUACAUCACCCAAACGGCACCCGAGCAGCAGCAGGUCACGUUGGCCUCCACGGGGGUUUCUCCACAAAACGCCGGCCUCGUCAUCCAAAAGAACUUACCGACGGUGGCCACCACCACGCUCAACGGCAACUCCAUGUUCGGCAACGUCUCGGGGACUCAGGGCUCCCAACCGCUCACCGUCACCUCCAACCUGAGCAGCCCCUUGGUGCAGGCCCAGAACGUCAUCAUCCACCGGACGCCCACCCCGAUUCAACCCAAACCCGCCGGCGUCCUGCAGCAGAAGCUCUACCAGAUCACCCCCAAACCCUUCGGCCCCAACAACGCCACCUUGACUAUCCAGAACGAAGCCGCCCUGCAGCAGCAAAAGGCCCAACAAAACUUGACCUUCAUGGCUGGCAAACCCGGGCAGAACGUGGUGCUGUCGGGCUUCCCCCAGGGCCUCCCCGCCAACGUUUUCAAGCAGCCGCCGCCCCAGCAGCAAGCCCUCAGCAAACCCAUGAGCGUCCACCUGCUAAACCAGGGCAGCAGCAUCGUCAUCCCGGCCCAGCACGUCCCCCAGGCCAUGCUGCAGGGUCAAAACCAGUUUUUACUCCCGGGGCAACUGGCGGGAGCUUCGGCCGUGCAGCUCCCGCAGCAGCUCUCUGCCUUGCCAGCAAACAUGGGGGGACAAAUCCUGACCACCUCGCACCCCGGCGGGCAAGCCCACAUCAUCACGAGCCAAGGGCCCGGCGGGCAACUGAUCACCAACCAAGCUUUGCCGGCGCAGAUCCUCACCAACCAGAACAUCGCCGGGCAACUGAACCUGGGCCAGGUCCUGACCUCCCAGAAUGCCCACGGCACCGCUCACAUCCUCUCGGCCCCCAUCCAGCUCCAACCCGGGCAAGUGGGCCAGCCGGCGCUUUUCCAGAUGCCCGUUUCCUUGGCUGGCAGCUUGACCACUCAAAGCCAACCCUCCGUAGCCGCUUCUUUAGGCCAGACUGGCCAAACGGUGAUCCAGGGCGUGACCUUACCCAACCAGGUAGCCAUGCUCAACGCCGCCGAGAACUUGGGCCAGGCGGUCAGCAUCCAAACCUCGGCUACUAGCCAGAGCCCGGGGCUCGGCCAGCCUCAACCGGCCUCGGGAGCCGGCUUGUUGCCCGCCACCGACCAAUCCUCCAUCCUCACCGUCCAAACCGCCGCUCAACCGCCCGCCCCGCUGCAGCUCAACGUCCCGCCGCCGCCGCCGCCCGCCCAGCAGCCGGGGGCUUCCCAGCCCAGUCCCAGCCUGGCCUCCAGCCCGGAGAAGAUCAUCCUGGGCCAGGCGGCCGCCGGAGCCGUCAUUAACCAGGACUCCAUGCAGAUGUUCCUGCAGCAGGCAAGUACAAGCCACCCCGGGCGUGUUUGUAGCCCGCGGGGGCCUGUGGAGGGCGACGCCGGGCGCUGCGGGGGGGGGGUUGUGUUUGAUUCGGGUGUCGCGUGGGCCGAGAGCGCUCUUGGCGUGGCCUGA
Athene cunicularia (burrowing owl) is the source of this 2097-nucleotide messenger RNA. Its product is annotated as BRD4-interacting chromatin-remodeling complex-associated protein-like. Gene Ontology annotation, cellular component: SWI/SNF complex. Gene Ontology annotation, biological process: positive regulation of DNA-templated transcription. Lineage: Eukaryota; Metazoa; Chordata; Aves; Strigiformes; Strigidae. The record is from RefSeq and is a predicted model, not a curated record. The annotation marks the transcript as partial. The transcript has a single exon.